AUGCAAAAUAUCUUGACGAGAAACGGGAUUCCGACUGUUAGCCUAGAAGAAUUGGGCACGGGAUGCGAGACUUUUCCCCUUUCUCUCGGGAACUCGGGAAAUCUUUACGUCCAACCACGCGAGCAUUCAGUGGCUCUCUCCUCCGCAGAGGCCUCUUUGUGUCGCGGGAGCCUCUGCGGAGCAGAGAGAUCCAGUGGUGUCUGCUAUCACAGCAAACAAGAGUGGAUGGUUAUUAAUGAUUAUCUGGUUGAAACUGUUAAGUUAUCGACAUCUAGACAAGCACACAGUGCAGAAGCCCCACUGUGUCGACCGCAUGCCUGGAAAGUACACGUGGUGCAAUAGCAUUGCUUAAGCUCUUUUACACCCAUGAUUGUAAACUUGAGGGAGCUAUUAUUGUUUCAUCAGCUAAAUUUUGAUGACGAGAGAGAAACGAGAGAGGCGCGCGAGCAUAAUGUUAAAAGGAGAAAAAGCGCUGGCCCCUUUGCGAACCAACAGCGCUCGCGCACGCUCUGAUUGUCUAACAGGACUUAAAGCAUGCAGCCUUCAUAGCAAGCGUUUCCUUGUGACUAGGAGCAAAGAAAGACCAAGGAAAGACGAGGAACGGGAUUUUCAGUUUUGGCCGGGCGAAAAAUGGAACGAGAGCCAGAAAAAUGUCCCAUUUUUCGCACGGUCUUCAGGGUCUUUGACUCUUGUUCCCCGUUCUUUGCUCCGAAACCGCACGGAAACACUUGCUACGCAGGCUAAUCAGAUGUACUGUUCUCCACCCUCAAGAUCGGCGCGGCGCAGAUUCGCCCCGUUACAGAAAUCGCGUAGCCUGAAUUUCAUCUGAUUGCUUCGAGUCAUUUCCUACGACUCGAAUUCAGGCUAGAAAUCGCGCCGAAAUCACCCAUUUCUUGUGUGUGAACAGAAGCGUUGCCGGCGCGAAAGCUAUCUGGUGUAAUGUUAACGUAGCCUUAGUCCUGGCUAUGCAUGUUCACACUAGUGCCUGGCACAUGAUACCGAAUGGGUAAACAUCACGUGACUGAAAUGGGAUAACCUGCGAUCAGGCGUUUUUUUUUUGGGGGGGGGACCGCCCGGAUCGCAGGUUAGAAAUGGGAAAACAAAACAUACAAAUUAAAAAAGGUCUAUUGGCUCUCGCCUUAACAGAGUUUCCUGGAACCUUUCAAAACGUUGCAAAUCGUCUACAUGAAAAACAUUGUUUUGAAGUUAGCCCGGCUAGGCGGGUCACUUCUUGCCGAGCCAACUUUUUGUUUUUCAUGUGAACCGUCCGCCUCGUUUUGUAAGGAAAAAGUUAGCCCGUUCAGGGUUGCCUGCGUAGCAAGCGUUUCGCAGGCUAGCUCAGGAAGCUAAGGGUUCUUCUUACUUGCGCCCGCAAACAUGGCAGCUUAAACACAAAAUACCAUGCGCUAGCUUUCAGGCUUCUCGCUAAAAUUAUCUUUUGCCGCCUGUGAAAUCGUUCAAAAAUUUGUUCCGAUUUUACCUUUUUUCGCAUGAGCUUGAAGCUUAUAUUAGACUCUAAGCGAAAAGUUAACGUAUUAUUUUUCCAGAUGGCUGGCACAAAAGACGACGUUCAAGGCGUUGCAGAACUGUUGGCAAAAACGAAAGUUGAGCAAGUGAACGUCGUUAGUUUCAAAGGAAAAAGUUUUAAGUUAGACUCCGAAGAUGACGGUAAGAAAUAAGCUUAAGCCUUUCGUAUCCUAAAGGUGCGAAGAAAAUCAGUCUUAAUAACCUUCUGUAAAAGAAGUUGUCGCCAGGGGUUUUUAUCAUUCCUUAAGUCUAUUUUGUAAUUGGCUGUAGAUGACAUGGGACGGAUAUCAAUUAAGCGGUAUUAAUAGUUUGGAUCCAAUACAUACAUGUGCUUAUCUGCUUGGUUCAGUAUUGUCUAUUUAUCAUAAGUAUUCAUGUGAUAUUUGGUUCAAACCAUGGUCAAUUUGCUUACAUGUUUUACUAGUUUGGUUAACUCGCUUACCACAUGACUCGAGUUAAUAAACCCUUCCACAGCGAAAAUACAUCAACACUACUAGAAGUGCCUGGUGGUAGGGGGAUGGAGGGGGGGGGGGCGGAGGUGGGAGUUUUUGCACCACACCACACUACUGUCUGAAAGGAUUUGUGACUUUCCAGAGCCAUACUUGUAGCUUUGUGGUUUUUCAGCUUAGAAUCACUCUUGAACCUGGCAAAUGUUAAUACUGUUAGUAUGGCGUUCUUUCCGGCAUUGAUGGUUAAUUUAGCUAACUGCUUAAUAAUAAUAAAAUAACAACAAUAAUAAAUCAUGUUGUUGACUAUUGACGGCAGUGCUCAGUCAUUUUUGACAGCCAGGAAAAAACAGCCUACAGAUUCAGGCUAAAAGCUGUGAUUUUAUUGUGAACCCUGUGCUCUAUUCCUCACCGUGGUAAGCUUGAGUAAAAAAAUUCCAUAACCCUUCAUUUCACAUCAAAAUUAUCCCUGUCAGUGUUUUACCAUUGUCGUUGUGCUUGUCUUCGUUGCUGGGGUAGUUUCAAUUCAUAUUAUUUCUUUUGUGUUACUUGCCAACAUUUCUUGAAUGUCUUAUAUUGUUCUUUCAAGGCUUUCCUGAACAUACCCUAAAAUAGCCAUUGACAAUAGGUACAAUGUAAGUUGGACAUAGCUGAUUCAUAAUAAUUUUUAUACAUAGUUUGUUUAAUUUACAGCUGUAGAGGUUGUAAAUGUAAUCAAGGCCAGUAAAGAUGUUCAGGCAUUAUGUUUGGAGGGUAACACCAUAGGUGUGGACGCUGCUAAGGCCAUUGGAGAAGCACUUUCAACAAGAAAAGAAUUGGAGGUGAGCUGUUAAGAUUGGCGUCCAUAAUUCAUAUUAUGAAUACUGAGAUCUCACAAAAAAAAUUUUGGCAGGGUUUCCGGGGCAAGCAUGCAGCUCUCACAUUUUGCUUUGUGAUUGAUUUUGAUAGAAGAAUGACUUGCCUGCACCCUUGCCCACUGAGCAAGAGUCCAAGACUACCAGAUGGGCCUUUUUUCUACAAUCAGGGACACACACUUGUUUAAAAUGCGUGCUUUUAUCAAACGUUUAGUUAAUUUAUUAUUUUACUCCUUUUAAACUCUGUAAAUCCCCUCAACCCCCCCGAAAUCAAUGUUGUCUGAAGUCAAAGAAAGACUUGAGGGUUCAAAAUACAACAUUGAUUUUGGGGGGGAAGGGGUUGGGGUAGAUAGGUGAAGGGGAUAGGCCCACUUUGCAAAAAGGGGACAUUUUAAGGAAGUGUCUCAACACUUUUGUCCCUCAUUUUAGCUCUGCUAGAAAACAGUGAUGAAGUAACCUUUAAAUAGAACUGAAUGUGACAUUGCAUCUGAUUUAUUUUUCAGAGGGCACUGUGGAGUGAUAUCUUUACGGGAAGGUUAAGAUCUGAAAUUCCGCUGGCAUUGGUAUGUAUAAACCAUAGAUACAUGUAUUAUGCCAAAAAACCCUGUCUCUCCCAAGAAUGCUUCAAAUCCGAGUUCAAGAAAAUUUAAAAAUUCAUUUUCUGAAAUUAUAUGUUUAAUAUCUACUGAAAUAAAGUGCUAGAGUGUGUGUUUAGAAACUGGCACACCUUUUAAGAUCCUUUGGAAAACACAAAAUUCUUAAGAAAAUGCUUCAAACUAUUUUUAUUCUUUAAAAAUUAUACUGAAAAGCAAAAUGUCCAUAGAGUUUGUAUGAUAAUUUAGAAUAGUUGUGAACACAACAGCAUUUUACUGUAUUUUCAGACUCAAAAGUUACAACUACCGGUACUCUACAUUGUCAUUAUUUCUGUGUUCAAAACAAGCCUGCAUGGGGGUGGAAGGGUUUACCAAUUGAUAAUAACCUUUAUUUUAAGAGGUUGACACCAAUUACUAUAAAAAGUAUUCUCCCUAGUGGCCCUCUAAAAACAAAAUUGAUAAUAAUAAAUUACAACAGUCGUGAUAAAAAGCCUAUUUACAAAUAGUUAUAAUUAUAAUAAAGGAUCUUUAAAAUUCUAAACAAGUAUUCUCCCUCCCUAGUGGCCCUCUAAAAACAAAAUUGAUAACAAUAAAAUUACAACAACAUUGUUCAUUUCUGAAGUAGUCAUGUACUUAUUGACUAAGUGGGAGGGCCGGACAGGAAAAUAUUUGGCUCGAGGUCUGGACGUGUGGACUUAUAAGCACAGCGAGGUCUUUGCGUCCUGACCGAGAGCCAAAUAUUUUCAUGUCUGGCCUGACCUAACUCAGUCAAAAAGUGUUUUAUCUUGUGACUAUUAUGUUUGAAUUUUUCUGAUGGAACUAACCUGCAUCGAUCAGUAAGCUUUUCUAGCAGAGGUGUAAUUGUUUUUCCAGUCCUAUCACCUGACGGGUAAGGCCCUCAUACAGGCCAUUUUUCAUAUGGUUUUCCAACAAAAUUGCGCGUCGGGCUGUACGGGUCAUAUGAUCAAAUGUUCUUUUCUCUGUUUUGUUUUUUUAGGGACAUCUUAGUGACGGUGUCAUAACAGCUAAUGCUCAACUUGUUGAACUAGACCUUAGUGACAAUGCAUUUGGUCCUGAUGGGGUGAAAGCAUGUGUAAAGCUGCUAACAAGCAAAGCCUGUUACUCAUUAAAAACACUUAAGUUAAAUAAUAAUGGCCUUGGUGUUGGUGGAGGCAAGGUUAGUGCUUGUUAGAAAAUUUAAUCUUAAAAUGAGAAGUGGGAGUGAAACUGUCAGACUGAGUGUAGUGGAGGUUGUACUUGUCAGUACUUCAAAACAAUAUUGUUGAGGUGUUGGAAGUACAGUCGAACCUCGAUUUAAUGAAGGGCCAAGGGACUGUAAAAACUUGUUCUCUAUAACAAAGAUUAGUUUAUAUAGGUUUUUUCCAUAUACCGGUAAUUAUUUUCCUACUAGUAAUAACCAAAGGUUACAAAGUGUGGGCGACAAUGAUCAAGGGUCAAAACGCUUUUUCUCCAGCGUGCUUUGCGUAAGUUUUAUGUGACAGAUGGUCAAAACAUGCAUGAUCAGAUUACGAGUGAUAGAAGGUCCAAAAGUGCGUGAUCAAAGUGCAUUCUGUUCAUUCCACACAUUCUUAGUGGAAAUCCAAACGAAUGCUCAUGGCUACAUACAUGCGACGCAUGCAUAUUAACAACCUGGAUAUUAGGAUUGCGGGCUCCUCUUGUCGCCUGCCAUUACUGGGGUAAAUAAAGUCGUUUGUUAUAAUGAGGACUUUUGUUAUGAAAGGUUUGUUAUAUCGAGGUUCCACUGUAACAGAAUUUGUGAUGAAGCUUGAGAAAUGCCUAUUUAUUUCAUCUUCAAAUUGACUGGUCUGGCCAGUUAAUUCUGACUUUUGGUUAGCACCCUAGGAUAUCUAUACAGGUCCAAUUUAAGUAAAAAUAAUGUUUAGCUUGUUAUUCCCCCUUACUGAUAUGACAACUAUUGAAUACUGUGGAAAAUAAAAUGAUGUUAUUUGUUUACCAGUAACACCUAAGAACAUGAAAAUGACACUUGUAAAAACCUGAAUUUUGUGUGAGAGAAUAUUUGGUCAUUUUUGUAGAUUCUCUCCAAGGCUCUGAUUGACUGCCAUAAAACCAGCUCAGACGCUGGUACCCCCCUGCAGCUUCAAGUGUUCAUAUCUGGUAGAAAUCGACUAGAAAAUCCUGGUGCCACAUCAUUAGCAGAGGCUUUUCAGGUAAUGCAUGGAACAGAUGUCAUGUAAUAAGAGGCAUUACUGUGUGUAGUACGUGUAUCAUGUACUGCUAUCUUUUAAUCAAAUCCACACUACAUUGUAAAUUCAUAAACUUCAUGUUUCUGAUCAUCACAGAACUUUGCUGUGUUUUGUAUCACUUGUUUUGCUUUUCUUAAUUGCUUGAUUAAACUUGCUAUUGGAUAUUUUUAAUACUUCAAUUUGUUUGUUUGUUUGUUUGUUUGUUUUCAGACAAUAGGGAGUCUAGAAGAGGUUCAAAUGCCACAAAAUGGAAUCCUUCAUGAAGGAAUAGCAGCCUUAGCAGAAGCAUUUAAAUCCAAUCCCAAUCUCAAGGUCUGUAAACUGUCUAUUUAUUGACAAUCUUUCACUGUUUUUCAUGUUCCUGUACGUACACCUUAUGAAGAUGAGAAGCAAUGGCCAAGUGGUUGACGACUUGAACUUUAGACCUGUAAGUCUGUGUUCAAGCCUCACCAUGGCAUUGGUUUUUUAGACAAGAAAAUUUGACUCCACUAGUCUAGGUGUGUUAAUGGGUAACAUAAGCAACAUACUGCUGUAGGCAACUGUACAAGAUCAAGCAUCCGGAGUACAUGUAGCAAUACUCCUACAUUGAAGAUGCUUCAUGCUACAAAAACCACAGGGACGUUAAGCUCCAACCAUGUGGGUCUCCUUAUCUCAUGUGUGCCUUAGUUUUUACCCCUUACCUAUUCAUCUAUUCAGUUGAUGCACUAGGCAAUUGGAAUUGCUGGGAUACAAGCAAGGUGCCCAGCUGAAUUCUACCAUAAUCAGAGUAAAACAGUCCAGAGUACUUUUUUAAACACCAAAAAUUACCUUGUAUAGAUGUUCAGUUUCACUUGGUCUUUUCAAUGGACAGUUUCUUGUUUAUCUGUAUUGUUCUAAAUUCCUGCAAUAUAGUCUAUGUUGCUUAAGACCAUUGUUCUUAAACUGUUAUCUUGCCUAAAAGAAAGCACUGAUUGCAAAUUGUCUGUUGUGUCUUUUUAUAGAUCUUGAAUUUAAAUGACAACACAUUUACUUCAAAGGGAGCAACAGCAAUGGCAAAGGUAAAGUUACCUUUUCAUCAAAUAAUUAUUAUUUGCUAUUAUACUUAUAAUUAUUAUAAAUACUAUUAAAGGGGGCAAUUUCAUUCUAUAGUGUAUACACCACACCAUUUUUAAAGCUUUUGCUAACUGAUUUAAGUCAACAUUGCAGAAAAGUAACAGCUUAAAUCUGCAUGUACCCCACCCCACCCCCCGCUCCCCACGGGUUAGGGGGUGGAGAUGUAUGACAUUUAAGACUGCUACCAAUGGGGUUAUAUUUUGAUGCUCUGAUCUUUGAGACGCUGACGUAAAAAGUUCCUCGUGAUCCAACCACUUUCCAGAACUGACUCUGGAGUCGUGAUAGAUCUUUGUAGGUAUAUGGAAAGAAAUCUUGGUAAUUUGUAACAGGCGCUUGUUUUGUAGGUGCUACCAAGCCUUAAAAAUCUUGAGGUCAUCAACUUUGGAGACUGCCUAGUCAAAACAGAAGGCGCCAAAGCAUUGGCAAAGAGUUUACGAACUUCAGUGAAUAACUUGAAAGAGCUAAACUUGUCUUUUGAUGAGAUAAACAAAGAAGGAGCAUUGGCAAUUGUUGAGGCUUUGGAGAGUAAAGAUUCUUUGAAGAAACUGGAAUUAAAUGGUGGGUAUACAAAGCAGGUGGUUUGUUUAGCUGCGGCCAUAGUACAGAUUGUCCCCAUUGUCUGCCUUUAUGGAGAAAAUGUGUAUUUAUACUUUACAGGAAGACAUAAUAGGGCCCCGAAUGUAGUCGUCUACUUUAGCGUUCUUUCAUAGGUCGCUUAGGAAAGGAGUGGUGGCCUGGGUAGGAAGUGCCUGCACAAGCGCUUGUGUAGUAAAAGGAGGGUUAGAGUUUGACCUGAUGUUUGUUUUGCUCUCUCUUCACUGGUUUCAGGCAACCAGAAACACAAAUUUGAAAUAGAUAGAAAGACGUUGUUCGAGCUGACAUUGAUUCUAUCACUGAAUUGAAGAACAAUACAGUACAUGGGUGAAGCCAAAAUAAUAUUACAGUGGAGUUCAAAAUCCUUUUUCCACCAAACACUCCCGUAAAUAGUGCAUACAUGUACCUUCUCUAAUCAUAUUCGAUUUACGGUCAUUUCGUUCCAUAGUCAGAUCGUUCCAAGUCAGAUCGUUCCAAUCAAUAGUCAGAUCGUUCCACAAAAUGGUCAGUUCGUUCCACAAAAAAGUCAGUUCGUUCCACAUAUGAAAAGUCAAGUAAAUUUUUCUAAAUUUGUUGAGUGAACUUUACCGAGAAGAAAAACGUUUCGUUCAGACCACAAGCUGAUAAAAUAAUAAUCCAUCCAAAGGCGAUUCGAUCCAUCCCAAGUCGUUUGAAAACAAACAAGAAACGAUUUCAACCAGCCACGGGCUUUAACAUUUAAGCCGCCGCUAUGAGAGCUUUUGAGCUAGAGACGAUUGAUGGUUUUGAAAGAUAUAGCACAACAAGUAAAAGCUAUUCCGUUCUGAAGGUACAGUAUUUCGAAGCGCUUGUGACCAGAAGCGCUAGAAUUAUGCAAAUUUUGAAAACAACGCGAGUUUCGAAUUACAAUCUCGAUUUUAUGGUAAUUUGUCUCGCGGAAAAUAUAAAUGAGCAUUGCAAGCAUUUUAUCGCCUUCAACCUUUUAUUAAUAUCCUUUUUACAUGCGGGGACGUUUGGGUCGUCCUAAUGACUCCCGCCCCUAAACAACAUACAGUAUCACAAAAAACAACCUAUGUUUUCAAAUGAAUAAUGACCUUAACCUAACGCAAAAUCGUGUGAACUAGCGCGAAUUAUCUACAUCGGCUAAACCUAUGUUUUUCGGCACCUAUAUAUCCCCUGUAUACUAAAGCGAAAAUUGAACUUCUAAGCUAAUAGGCCCAACCUAUGUUUUCUAGACUAGUUUCAGUGGGUGGCGAUCAGGCUAGAUACGUGUUUUUUCUUAGGCUAUCUUGGAUUUGUUGAUUUAAAAUUCUCGCUUUGUUGCUUGGUUAUAGUUGGAGCGUUUUCAAAAAAGUUCUGUUUUUGAUCGUUUUACAGUUGGCGUAAUGCUUAAGCGCGUAAAAAAAAAAUGGUUUUCAAACGAAACGCUCUGAUGUGUACCGGGUCUACGGUUAACCGCUUCUCAGAAAAUCAAAGACAAGAGUUAUUCAUUAUUUGAUUUUAUUUUACAGGAAAUGCCAUUGGGGAAGAUGGAAUUGAAGAAGUUAAGGGCUGGCUUGAGUCAAAUGGUCGUCUUGAUGCUCUUGGUUCGCUUAGUGAUGACGAGGGAGAGGUUGACGAUGAUGAAGAUGAAGAAGGAGAUGAAGAACUGGGUGGCGGCGACAGCGAUGAUGGAGAAGCGGGUGAUGAACUGAAUCUUAGUGUGACAGGUGUCAGCCUUAAACCAGAGUCACCGCUGCUUGGUACUGAUGAAGAAAUAGAAAAAGAACUCAUCAAGGUA
This is a messenger RNA of Porites evermanni, 9090 nucleotides long. The record is from the annotation of a GenBank genome assembly. Lineage: Eukaryota; Metazoa; Cnidaria; Anthozoa; Scleractinia; Poritidae.